AUGCGAGCAGCACUCCUCCUCGGCGCCGCCGCUGCUGCACAACAACAAUGCACCCAGCGCUGCCGCAACGAAUGCAACGCGUGCAUCCUAUCCUACGCGAUUAUUGGAGCGCGCAAGGCCGGCACGACGUCGCUAUACAGAUGGAUUUCCGCCCACCCCGACGCGGUGGGCUACGGGCUGAACCGCGGCCCGCGCGCCGGUGAGGUGAUGUACUUCAGCAGCGACAAGUUAUUUCCGGCGAAGCCCGUACCUUGCUUCGGGAACACCUGUCAACAGGGCCGAGCGUGCGUGAACAACGUCUGCCAGCCGCCGCACCAGUGGUACAAUCAUCAAUUCCCCUGCGUUUCUGGGAGGAAGGUCGCGGGCGAGGCGUCCGUCGCUUAUUUAGUACACGCCGAGGCCCCGAAGCGCAUGUUUGAGUACUGCAGUACCGCAUUACCGAAAAUCAUCGCCUUACUAAGGGAGCCGAUUGCGCGUUACGAGAGUCAGUUCCAGAUGCGUGUCAGGCUCAAGACGCGGGGCUACACUCCUAAGAGUGCCGCGGAUGCCGAUAUGAGGAGGGACGUCCACGCGUUUUGCGGUCUAACGAAGAACCACGCGACGUGGUAUCUUCACCCAAAGCCCACGGGCCUCUUCGAACCGGCUCGGAAUGGCGUGUAUGAAGGUGUGUAUGUUGCGCACUUGAAGCGGUGGCGGCACGCGGGCUUUUCAGUACAUACCUUGUUCUUCGAGGAGUUCUUCUCCGAGGAACGCCAGGCGGACCACCUGCGAGACGUCCUCCGAUACAUCGGAUUGGACCCGACCAAACAAGACGCGCAUGCUACUAGCAAGCGGAAGUACAACACGAAGGGCUCGGACUUCGACUACUUCCCCCGCCAUGCCUUUUCGUCGUUCGCGCAGCGACGGCUCGCCGUCCUCUUCCGGCCCUACAACGACGGGCUGGCAUCAUUCCUUGGGCGGCCUUUACCGGACGCGUGGGCGCGCUGGCCGAACGCGACGGGCGACGCUUGUGAUGAGAGUGCUUGGCCCAGGAGGCCUGGCUGGUAA
This is a messenger RNA of Pelagomonas calceolata, 1047 nucleotides long. Lineage: Eukaryota; Pelagophyceae; Pelagomonadales; Pelagomonadaceae. The record is from the annotation of a GenBank genome assembly.